Messenger RNA from Wyeomyia smithii (pitcher-plant mosquito), 993 nucleotides. RefSeq lists its product as uncharacterized. Gene Ontology annotation, molecular function: nucleic acid binding. Bases 1 to 993 code for a protein of 330 amino acids. Gene Ontology annotation, biological process: DNA integration. Lineage: Eukaryota; Metazoa; Arthropoda; Insecta; Diptera; Culicidae. The record is from RefSeq and is a predicted model, not a curated record. The transcript has a single exon.
AUGGUAGAAGAAGCCACGAAAUGCGAUCCGACUCUUAGCAAACUAUAUCGAUUCGUGAGCGAUGGUUGGCCUAAGAAGCGAACGGAUGUCAACGAUUGGGAGAUGCAACGCUAUUUUGACCGCCAAGAAGCUCUCUCAAUUGUGCAAGGCUGUGUUAUGUUUGGAGACCGUUUAAUUAUCCCAGCACAGUAUAGAAAGCUAUGCAUUAUCCAAUUGCAUAAAGGUCAUCCAGGUGCACAACGGAUGAAAGCCAUUGCACGCAGCUUCGUCUUUUGGCCAGGCUUAGACGAACAAAUAGUCGACUUUGUAAAGGCUUGUCACCAAUGUGCAUUAGCAGCGCGUUCGCCACCAAAGGCAGAGCCACAAUCAUGGCCCAAAUCGACAGCUCCAUGGCAAAGGAUUCACAUCGACUAUGCCGGUCCUUUGGAAGGAGAAUACUACUUAAUCGUUGUUGAUUUAAACACUAAAUGGCCGGAAAUUUUCCCAACGAAACUGAUAACAACGAAGGUAACACUCAGCUUGCUUCAAGAUUUAUUCGCCAACAAAGGAAUACCAGAGAUUCUUGUGUCGGACAACGGCACGCAGUUCAAAAGUUGGGAAUUUGAGGAAUUUUGUUGCCAGAACGGCAUCAGGCACAUAACGACAGCACCUUUCCACCCACAAUCGAAUGGCCAGGCCGAACGGUUCGUGGAUACAUUCAAACGAGCCAUCCGAAAAAUCCAGGAAGGGAAAGGUACGAUCAAGCAGGCAUUAAAUACGUUUCUUCUCACUUACCGAACAUCUCCGAAUCCAAAUGUGCCAGAUGGCAAGUCACCAGCAGAAGCUAUGUACGGCAGACCGAUAAGAACUUCACUCGAAUUGCUGCGACCGCCCCGUAGAUCAGUACCACAACCAGUGUCAGAAUCGCCUGCCUUGCGAACCUUUAAUAAGGAAGAUAAGGUUUUCGCUAAAGUGUAUGCGAGUAAUAAGUGGACUUGGGUGCCCGAGUCAUAA